Rhipicephalus microplus (southern cattle tick) is the source of this 997-nucleotide messenger RNA. Its product is annotated as calcium and integrin-binding family member 2. Lineage: Eukaryota; Metazoa; Arthropoda; Arachnida; Ixodida; Ixodidae. Gene Ontology annotation, molecular function: magnesium ion binding; calcium ion binding. The record is from RefSeq and is a predicted model, not a curated record.
CCCGACACACACAACGCGACAAGAAACGAGCAACAAAACAAACACAAAAUGUAAGGUGAAGCGAGCGAAAUGAGAGCGCGGGAGGGAGCCGGCCUGUGGCUGAAUCACCGCGCGGCCAGAUAGAUGACAGAGUCCGCGAUGUGCGCUUUGUUUUGGUUUACAUAACGCGAUUUCGUAGACAGCGUGGGGAUGAAGUGUGCUAUUGAUGCAUCUUUCGCUCCAUGCCUCGGCGGGUCAUCCUCAUCUACGCCCUCACGUUGCGUCGUUCGCGAGAGCUCCUGACGUAGUAGUAACCUGGCAAGCGCUGGUCGCAUGCCAAGACGACACCGACGACACUCCUUUGGCAACGACGGGUUUUUACGGUUGCUCUUUCCUAUCGCGUCCGGUCGCUCUAAAGGCGCAGUGCUUUCACUUCACCCACUCGGCGUCGUUUGAACAACUUUUUUUUUUUAUCAUGGGCCAGCAACACAGCAUUUUCACGGAGGAAGAGCUCGACGAUUAUCAGGAGCUGACUUUCUUCACGAAGAGCGAGAUAAUCGUAGCUUACGAGAGGUUCAAACAGUUGGCCCCAGAUGUGGUGUCCAAGGACCGAAACGCCAAACUGCCAAUGGACAAGAUCCUCAACAUGCCCGAGCUCGGAGUGAAUCCGUUCCGAGACCGGAUAUGCAAGGUCUUCUCAUCUAGCAACGAUGGUCACAUGACAUUUGAGGACUUUUUGGACAUGAUGUCGGUGUUCAGCGACAAAGCGCCACGGAGUGUGAAGACCGAAUACGCCUUCCAGAUAUUCGACUUCAACGAAGAUGACAUGAUAUCCACCGAGGACCUGAAGCAAGUCAUUGGCCGACUGACGCAGCGUGGCGGGCAGGUCUUCGCCGACUACGAAGUCAAGCAGCUGGUCGAAAAUAUACUCAAGGAAGCCGAUCUGGAUGAAGACAGGCUACUAGCGUUCGCCGAGUUUGAACAUGCCAUCUCGAAAGCACCCGACUUCAUGAAGUAA